Messenger RNA from Colletotrichum destructivum, 1326 nucleotides. Its product is annotated as Putative GNAT domain, acyl-CoA N-acyltransferase. Lineage: Eukaryota; Fungi; Ascomycota; Sordariomycetes; Glomerellales; Glomerellaceae. The coding region runs from base 426 to 1121 and encodes 231 amino acids. The transcript is spliced from 2 exons. Gene Ontology annotation, molecular function: acyltransferase activity, transferring groups other than amino-acyl groups. The record is from RefSeq and is a predicted model, not a curated record.
CGAGAACGGGGAGACGGCGACGGCGGAUAAGCCCGGCAAAUGCGGGGGAAAUGGAGUCGCCUCGGCCCGGGAUGCCGGCCGGUCUGAUGUGACAAAAUCGGCGGGGGGAAGGACACUCGUUCCCCUCUCCAUGCGACGACGUCAUCUCCCUCAUACAUCUCUAUCUCGUUUCGGGAUCUGUGCACCUUGGCUUCAUUCAGAUCGUAUUCAUCCGUCUCAUAAGUAGCAACGUGCGGCUCACUCGGUCACCUUGGUGUAAGCUAGCUGGCAGACUGCUCUGUUCAAUCCGUCUUAAAAUCACCUCAAUAUUUCCCGCUACCCCGCGAAAAGAGCCCCCUCCUCCCCCUCUCUCCCUCGAUACAGACUCGCCACAUCCUACGGCCGUCCGUUGCCCGCCGUCCAUCGGUCCUCGCCCGCUAGGGAACAUGGCAUUUAUCCGCCCCUACAAGGCGUCCGACUUUGCCGCGACAGGCCACAUCUGCCGCGCGACGCUCCCGCCGUCCCUCGAGCGCUCCGAGGCAGCAACCAGAACGGCGCCCUACAUCUGGACGCACCAGUUCACGCUCCUGUCCCCGGAGACGUGUCACAUCCUCGACGACGGCCAGGGCACGGCGGUGGGCUACUGCAUCGGCUGCCCCAACGUCAACGACCUGGCCGACGCCUACCCGCGCUACGUGGCCGAGGUGCUCGAGAUGUCGCCGGAGCUCGCGGGGCGGAAGCCCGAGAGCCUCGAGACCAAGGCGCCGUGGACCCUGCCCGGCACGGGCGAGGUCAACGAGGAGGCGCUGUUGCAGCAGGCCUUCAACCCGACGUGGCUGGUGCUCGACGAGGAGCGCAGGGACCUGUGGGGCGCGUGGAGGGCCACGAUGCACAUCGACCUGCUGGGGCCGUGGCAGGGUAAGGGGUGGGGGAGGAAGCUGGUGGAGAGCUUCGUCGAGAGCCUGAGGGAGGCGGACCGGCAGAAGGGCGACGGGGGCCUAGAGAGGCUGUACGGGAAGGGCGUGCACAUCGGCGUCGGGGGCGAGAACGACAAGGUGGUGCCGUUCUACGAGAAGCUGGGCUUCCGGGUGUAUCCCACCGGGGAGAAGGGCUCGAUCUGGAUGACGCGGGACAUCGAAUAGAUGAGGCCACCAUAGAGAAGAACCAUGAACUUCAUCAGAACAGGCUUGAGGGGGUCCACCAUUAUCACGAACUCGACCGAGGUCACGGCAGGUGAGUCACUAAGAAGCACGAAGUUGGGUUGGCAAAGGACUACUACGUGCGACGCUGUAUUAUUCCUCUACCAUAAAACUGGAAAGGGAAAAAAAAAAGAAAAAAGAAAAAAGA